Molecule: messenger RNA, 2843 nt
Organism: Cuculus canorus (common cuckoo)
Lineage: Eukaryota; Metazoa; Chordata; Aves; Cuculiformes; Cuculidae
Gene: ACBD3
Product: acyl-CoA binding domain containing 3
Cellular component (GO): Golgi membrane
Molecular function (GO): fatty-acyl-CoA binding
Source: RefSeq, a predicted model, not a curated record
GUCGAGACGUGGCCGGCACGGCGCAGUGGGAGCGGCGGGAGGGCGGAGGAUGGCGGCGGUGCUGGGCUCGGACCGGCUCGAGGUGUCGGUGGACGGGCUGACACUGAGCCCCAACGCCGAGGCGCCGCGGGGCGAGGCGGGGCCGGAAGAGCCCGCGGCGGGACGGAACGGCGAGGAUCCCGGCUCGGCGGGGCAGGCGGAGGCCGGCGGCGCCGAGGAGGCGGUGCUGAGCCCGGAGCGGCGCUGGGGCUUCGCGCUGGAGGAGCUGUACGGCCUGGCGCUCCGGUUUUUUAAAGAAAAAGAUGGCAAAGCCUUUCAUCCAACUUAUGAAGAAAAGCUCAAACUUGUGGCACUGCACAAGCAGGUUCUGCUGGGACCUUACAAUGCUGACACUUGCCCUGAAGUUGGAUUCUUUGAUGUCCUGGGCAAUGAUAGAAGGAAGGAAUGGGCUGCCCUUGGAAACAUGUCAAAGCAAAAAGCUAUGACAGAAUUUGUUAAGCUCCUGAAUAGGUGCUGCCACUUGUUUUCAACAUAUGUCACUUCCCACAAGAUAGAGAAAGAAGAACAAGAAAAGAAAAGAAGAGAAGAGGAAGAACGAAGGCGGCGUGAAGAAGAGGAGCGUGAGCGUUUACAGAAAGAAGAAGAAAAACGUAGGCGAGAAGAAGAGGAAAGACUGAGAAGAGAAGAAGAAGAGAGGAGGAGAAUAGAGGAGGAACGUCUUCGGAUGGAACAGCAGAAGCAACAGAUAAUGGCAGCACUGAACUCUCAGACUGCUAUUCAGUUCCAGCAGUAUGCAGCCCAGCAGUAUCCCGGCAACUAUGAACAGCAGCAGAUCCUAAUUCGACAGCUCCAAGAACAACAUUAUCAACAAUACAUGCAGCAGUUGUAUCAAGUCCAGCUUGCACAGCAACAGGCAGCCUUACAAAAACAGCAGGACGCAGUUGUGGCUGCGACAGGGACACCUCUGACUGCUGCAUCAAAGGUGAAUGCACCUGCCUCAGGGGAAACCCCAUCGCUUAACGGGCAGGCCAAUGUGCAUGCAGACAGCCCUGAAAAAGAGCUGGAUGCAGAGGUUUUGGAAGAAGUACUGGAGAAUGGACCAAAAGAUUCUGUUCCAGUCAUAGCUGCCCCGUCAAUGUGGACACGGCCUCAGAUAAAAGACUUCAAGGAAAAAAUCCGACAGGAUGCAGACUCUGUGAUCACAGUGGGCCGAGGAGAAGUGGUUACAGUUAGAGUACCAACUCAUGAAGAGGGGUCUUACCUCUUUUGGGAGUUUGCUACAGACAAUUAUGACAUUGGUUUUGGGGUGUAUUUUGAAUGGACAGACUCCCCUAAUACAGCAGUCAGUGUGGCAUGUCAGAAUCCAGGUGACGAUGAGGAUGAAGAAGAAGAAAAUACUAGCAGUGAAGAAAAAAACAAAAAGAAUGCCAACAAGCCUCAGCUAGAUGAAAUAGUGCCUGUGUACAGACGAGACUGUCACGAAGAAGUGUAUGCUGGCAGCCACCAGUACCCAGGGAGAGGAGUUUAUCUUCUUAAAUUUGACAACUCCUACUCUCUAUGGAGGUCAAAAACAGUUUACUACAGAGUUUAUUAUACUAGAUAAAGGUGUGGCUGUGUCUGAGGCUGGGCUGUGCAGAAGAUGUCAUUUUAUUUGGAAUUUUCUUCAAGCAUAAUGGAUCUUUUUUGAGUCUGUGUUUUAUCCUGUCUGUAUCUGUAUGGUUUGUGUGAACUUUAACAAGUAGACACUGGGAUCUUCCUGCUCCAUGACACGAAUGCAUAUUGCAUUGGGCUUAACACAGGAUCUCCCUAGCCCUUUCCAGUAUUGGAGUUAACCAAUGGAAAUCAUCGGCUCCAGUGCUGAGGUCACAUCAGUUGCAUCUGUUAAAGCGCCAUGAAAAAGGGGGAGGGAGUUGCUGGCUCACUGGCUGAGUGAUCUGUUGUUUCCAGGUCUGGAGGCUUUGAAUAACUUGUUAACAGUUAAAGGUCCCAUCAAUAACUGGUAGAUUUGGAUGCAGCUUGCUGUGUAGGAAGUUUCUCGUAACUGUAGUUCAAUGUUAGAUUUUUACACCAUUAAAACUUGAAACUUUAAGUUGAUGCAGUGUAGAAACAAGUUGUCUUGCUUCUGUCCUGAUCAAAGAAGAAGAAACGUUUGGUUCCUUAAACCAGUGUAGUGGCUAAUACAAGAAUGACCAGCAUCCUGAAAAUACAGCAAAUAACCUCUUCUGAAGAUGUAAACCGAAUAACAAAAGUAUAUUCAACACGAAGAACCUUAAUCUCUCUGCCCUGCUGCUAAACUUAGAAUAAAAAAAAAAAUAAUUAAUUUUUGAGGCAUUGUCUUUGAGGUGGGGCACAAACUAUUUCUGUUUGGUGGGUUUUUAAUGGCGUAGACUUUAAAAAAAUCUACAAAACUGAAAACAAUUUUCGGCAAAAUAUUCUAGUUUGUCUGUUUGUGUAAAACCUGAGUAGCUCAUUGCGCAUCUGAAGAGCCGGUAAGUCACUUUGAUAAAGUAUAGGAGUUAAUGUUGCACUAAUUAUGGAAAUAACUGCCAGUCCAUUUUAGUCUGAACUAGUGAUACUUAGGUGCAGACUUUCUUCUUUAAUUUGUAAGUGUCUGCAGAAAGGCAGAGUGCACAUACAGAUACUUCGUAAUGUAGCUUUAAUCUCAGUUUCCUGUGGUUUGGUUGGGCAUUUCAUAUUUUGUAUAGUGGAGAAAUGCAGGUGGCUACUUGACUUGAGGCUGCAGUAAGGAUCUGCUUUUCUUGGAGCCCUGCACCCCAGGGGUGAUUUAUUGCAAUGACGACUUUCGUAAGUGCUCUCUGUAUGGCUUAUGCACUUUGUUACUG